Messenger RNA from Aspergillus melleus, 1119 nucleotides. RefSeq names its product cytochrome P450. The transcript has 5 exons. Lineage: Eukaryota; Fungi; Ascomycota; Eurotiomycetes; Eurotiales; Aspergillaceae. The record is from RefSeq and is a predicted model, not a curated record. Gene Ontology annotation, molecular function: iron ion binding; oxidoreductase activity, acting on paired donors, with incorporation or reduction of molecular oxygen; heme binding. Bases 1 to 1119 code for a protein of 372 amino acids.
AUGGGAAGUGUCAAACAAGCGGAGAAACACAUGGAUACAUGUACCGACCUCCUUGUAAAACGAUUCGGAGAAGUCGCGGAUCAACAGGCCACGGUGGACCUCUACAAAUGGUCGCGAAUGUACGCAUAUGAUGUAAUUGGCGAAUUGUAUUUUGGCAAAAUGUUUGGAUUUCUUGAGUCCCAGAGCGAUCACUUGGGAUACUUGUCUUCCACGGAUGCCUUGAUUCCUGUCAUGACACUGUCUGCCGUUAUGCCAACAUACAUUCGCCCCUUCUUCAUGCUCAGUGGCCUUUUCUUUCCUAGAAUGAGGGCUUCCCUUAAUGCUUUGAAAAACCUGACAAAGGCUGCCGACGCUGCGGUCGAAGACCGUCUAAGGCAGUCCGAGGAAGUCGACAAUGUAUCAAAACGCCACGAUGUGCUCAGUAAAGUACUGAAGAUUCACCGCGAAGAGGGUCAGAGAAUAGACUUCGAUAUCGAUGACGUUAAGCUGGAGGCAUAUGGUGCUUUCUUUGCAGGAAGUGACACGACGUCCAUUGCCUUGACCGGCGUCCUGUAUCAUAUACUAAGAAACGACUCUGUCCUCGACGUUCUUCGCCGGGAGAUUGAUCGUGCCACAAAUAACGGUGAGCUCGGCUUCCCACGCGUCUCCUAUGACGAAGCGGUCAAACUGCCCUACCUGGGCGCAUGUGUCAAAGAAGCGAUGCGGAUCCAUCCAAGCGUGGGUCUGACGCUCCCACGCAAUGUGCCAGAGCACGGCUGCGAGAUUGCCGGGCAUUGGAUCCCAGGGAAAACCCGUAUCGGCGUGAACCCGGCAGUCGUGCACCUGGACCGAACCGUGUUCGGCGACGACGCUCUGUGGUACCGACCGGAGAGAUGGCUCGGUUCCGGUGCUGAUGAAAUGAGUCGAUAUAUCAUUCAGUUUGGAGCAGGCUCCAGAACGUGUAUGGGAAAGCAUGUCUCACUGUGCGAAAUAUACAAGGUAAUUCCAGAGCUGAUCCGAUCGUACGACAUGGAGCUUGAUCUUGAGAAUGAAGAAAUCGAAACCACGGCAUACUGGCUCUAUAAGCCUGUGAAGGUCAAGAUUAAGGUUCGACGACGCAAGAAGGGCAAAAUGGAAUAA